UGAUGGCAAUUUACGACUUUUUCCAUCUGUGAGCAUUCGUAUUACGUAGAUAAACAUGCCAAUAUCUUUACUCUUAAUCAUUUAGCUCGCCUAAUAUAUCGGUAGGUAAAGUAUAUGUAGUAUCUAAAACUAUUGUGGGCGUCUUAUUGAGAUGGCGGUGUGUAACUUUUUUAUUAACGUGCUGUGACUUUUAUGAUAUCAUUUCACAGCAUCCGAUUUUAAGUCGCAGUCAGUUUUAAUCAUAAAGAGCAGGAGCGUAAACAGUCAUGUCAGUGACAGGUAAGUUAGAUUCGCCAGAUGAGUUAGAUGUUUUCCCCCAUCAGCCCACUGAUCUGAGUGAAAGGACACUGACACCAGAAGAGAUGGAGAAACUCACGAGUGACCGGGUCUUAGUCUCAGACUUCAAGCAGCAGAAACUCGAAACGGAUGCUCAGAAAAACUGGGACUUAUUUUAUAAAAGAAACACGACGAACUUUUUCAAAGACAGACACUGGACCACCAGAGAGUUUGAUGAACUGAAAAACUGCAGAGAGUCUCAAGGACAGAAGCUGGUGUUGUUGGAGGCUGGCUGUGGGGUUGGAAACUGUAUUUUCCCCCUUCUAGAAGAGGAUCUCAGUAUCUUCAUCUAUGCCUGUGACUUCUCUCCACGAGCUGUUGAGUUUGUGAAGCGAAAUGCCUUGUAUUGCACUGAGCGAUGCCUUGCGUUUCAGUGUGACCUCACUAAGGAUGAUCUUCAGGCCACCAUACAAGUGGAAACAGUGGAUGUAGCCACAUUGAUAUUUGUUCUGUCUGCAAUUCAUCCUGAAAAGAUGCAGAAAGCCCUAGAACAAAUUUUUAAGGUAUUAAGACCAGGAGGUAUUGUCCUCUUCAGGGACUAUGGACUGUAUGAUCAUGCCAUGUUGAGGUUUAAGUCAGGCAAUAAGCUGGGGAAGAAUUUCUAUGUAAGACAGGAUGGGACCCGUUCCUUUUUCUUCUCAAGAGAGUACUUGGCUGGUUUGUUCCAACAGGCAGGAUUUGAGACUCUUGUGAACGAGUAUGUGCUGAGAGAAACUGUGAAUAAAAAAGAGGGUUUGUGUGUUCCCCGAGUGUUCCUGCAAAGUAAAUUUUGCAAACCUGUUUCCUCAUAAUGACCAGCAUAAAUAAGCCACAUUUUUGUA
Rhinichthys klamathensis goyatoka is the source of this 1157-nucleotide messenger RNA. It is a transcript of the gene mettl6, whose product is annotated as methyltransferase 6, methylcytidine. Lineage: Eukaryota; Metazoa; Chordata; Actinopteri; Cypriniformes; Leuciscidae. Bases 267 to 1127 code for a protein of 286 amino acids. The transcript is spliced from 5 exons. The record is from RefSeq and is a predicted model, not a curated record.